Messenger RNA from Melampsora larici-populina 98AG31, 1590 nucleotides. RefSeq lists its product as uncharacterized. Lineage: Eukaryota; Fungi; Basidiomycota; Pucciniomycetes; Pucciniales; Melampsoraceae. The record is from RefSeq and is a predicted model, not a curated record. The transcript is spliced from 3 exons. Bases 1 to 1590 code for a protein of 529 amino acids.
AUGUUGACAGCAGACAAGAUCACUACCAACACGCAAAAUUUCAAUGAAAUGCUGAGAAGGACUAGCAGUAGGUUAAGAGGGGGUUCAGUCCCUCCACCAGAUUCUGAUAUUGUCGUUCCAACUGCAACACUUGAAAGUCGUCGUGGUCGAAGCAGAGGACGCGGCUGUGGAAAUUCAACAGUCUCCAAUAGGACUAAUGCUCAAACGCCCACCACACCAGUCGUUACUUUGACGGUACCCGGUGAGGAAGGAAAUACGUCGACCAACUCAACAGCUGUCAUCGCUCCAACCAAUAAGUCGCCAAACAAUCAAGACGUACCAUCGACGCCAGGAACUUUGGUGUUACACUCAGGUGGUUUACUGUCAAGAGAUAAUAUAGAUAAUGUGCCAAAUUUACGUUCCCCAACACGUAGAAACAUGGUCGCAGAAACGGGCGAUAGUCCCCCCCGCGGUUUCCAUUCCUGGUUGAAAGCUAAAGGCCUUACUGUUGUCAACAACCAAUCUACUCCAAACCAUGCUCUCAACGGCAUGUCUACUGCUCUAGCUAGUUCAAUUGUCACGCCAUCACGGGUCGCUGCGCCAGCCCAAGAGAAGGAGAAAUCGAUCCUGAAGAAAAUGCCACAACAAGUCGAUUUGACCAAGGACGAUGAUGAACCUAAAGCUGCAGAAAUGAAAAAAGUGGAAGUAAGCGAGACUGGAAUAGAAGUUGACGGUUUGGUAGCCUUAUCACCCUGGUUCGAUGCUAAGAUGAAACCAUUCGAGGGAUACAUUCCCCUAUUGAUUUUCAAUCCUCAGUGGUUACGAUUAGACCUAGUUCGCCAGUCCCAAAGAGUCAAGAAAAAGAAAGACAGUGAAGACGAUCGUUAUACCGGUCUAGAUGUUCCUGAUGAAUGGAGAAUGAACUUUGGAGAAUGGAUAUCGGCCUUAGACCUUUUUGUUUCUUAUAUACGUCACUACGGACACGGAGAUGUUGCUGAUAAGUUCGUUAUUCACCGAGAGAAUGUAAUGGCGAUUAAAAGAGAGUGGGCAUCCUGGAUCGUGGCCUUUAGAUACAAUCAAGCCAUUUGGUCGACGGUUAUGACCUUUAAGAAUGCGGAUGGCAAGUUAGCAAACCCCGCUGUUCGUGAUGAAAAUCGAGAAAGAGAAGCUCGAACCGAAUGCCAACCAAAAGCCAACAUUCACCCUAUCACCGGUGAAUAUCAACCGUUCAAUCACCAGAAACAAUACCAGGUCGCGAAUUCCUCUAGUCACGCUCCUCAUUAUGGCAAGCCCAUUGCCCGGUCCUGGCAACAUGCCAACCAUUAUCCACCUCAACCUUUCUAUGAAGGACCUAACAACCCAAGCUACCAACAAUACGACGAUAGAAGAGGUGAUGGGAGAAACGUGAGGGGUCGCGGUUGCGGAGGAGGCUGGAACGGAGGUAGUGGUGGUCGUGAUAGUGAAAGAUACGGUAGUGGUCGAGAGAACGAUCGUUUUGCCAACCGAAGAGGAGAAGGUGGUGGUUCUUGGCGUCAGGAUGACAGACGCGACGACCGUAGAGGAGAGGCAAACGGCCCUAAGUACGGCGGAAACAACGGGAAGGCAAAGUAA